Molecule: messenger RNA, 4531 nt
Organism: Micropterus salmoides (largemouth bass)
Lineage: Eukaryota; Metazoa; Chordata; Actinopteri; Centrarchiformes; Centrarchidae
Product: gastrula zinc finger protein XlCGF57.1-like
Exons: 2
Coding region: 652-2625 (657 amino acids)
Biological process (GO): regulation of transcription by RNA polymerase II
Cellular component (GO): nucleus
Molecular function (GO): DNA-binding transcription activator activity, RNA polymerase II-specific; RNA polymerase II cis-regulatory region sequence-specific DNA binding
Source: RefSeq, a predicted model, not a curated record
UGUGUUGCUUGACGUGGCUUGCAUAAAAAAUAGACCUGCUACCUGAGGCCGUGAACUGCAUUGGCCACAUUGCCUACAAUAAAAACACAGCAGAGCAUUCCCCUCGUACUGUAAGCACCUGAUCCCCAUCCCGGCGCUGGCUGAAUCUACAUCUGUCCACUGCGGAGGCUCUAUCCACAACCUUGAGGAGUAAAUGGUAUAAAUGCGGAAGCAAGUGUACUUCCGGUGGCUAACAUGCUAACUUUUCCUUUCGUUACCGUAAGAUGCAGCCGGAGUUCAGCAGCAGAGCCUGCAUGUGAGGAUCAACGUGUUUAAGUGGACUCUGUUUAAACUUUCGGGAUGUUUCACCUCAGACUCAUCUCCUGUUAGCCAAGAAUGCUAAAGGAAGUUAGCUUGUUAGCAGGAAGUAGCCGGAGCCGGAGCUCGGCCUCACAGUCGGAGCAGCUUCCAUAGAGACCAAACUGUAUUUUUCACGGAGCCCAAAUGUCCAAAUGUCCAGAUAGAGCUGUCUGAAUAGACUCUGUGCUGUUCCCUUUAUCUGAACAUGUUUAACAUCUGAAUUAUCUCCCGGUGUCCUACGAAGCUAAUGCAGUUAGCUUAGCUUGCUAGCUGGAAACAGUCUGGAGGAAAAGCUGCUGUGAAUCAGUAAAAAUGUCUAAAGUGGAGAACGAGGAGGAACUUUGUGGACAACGCAAACUACUGGACGCUGUUUUCAAGCCUGCAGCAGACGUCCCGGUGCUGCUGGUGAGUGAGGUUCCCACAGAGCAAAAGGAGCGGUGUCCCACUCUGGACCAAGUGGACCCACCAGAGCCCCCCCACAUUAAAGAGGAGUGGAGCCCCAGUCUGGACCAGGAGGACCCACCAGAGCCCCCACAUAUUAAAGAGGAAUGGUGCCCCAGGCUGGACCAGGAGGACCCACCAGAGCCCCCCCACAUUAAAGAGGAGUGGUGCCCCAGUCUGGACCAGGAGGACCCACUAGAGCUCCCACACAUUAAAGAGAAGGUCUGGACGAGUCAGGAAGGAGAGCAGCUUCGAGGGCUGGAGGAAGCUGAUAUCACCAAGUUCACAUUCACUCUUGUCCCUGUGAAGAGUGAAGAAGAUGAGAAACCUCAGUCCUCACAGCUUCAUAAAAGACUCACUGAAGCUAAUGGAGAAGACUGUGAAGGCCCAGAACCAGUCAGGAAGUCAGAUCCAGAUAGACAUUUACAACAAGAUACUGACAAGAUUUCCUCUGAGACAGAUGACAGUUGUGAUUGGGAGAUGUCUGCUUUAAACUCUCUGCAAAACAAUGAAGUACCUGUAAGUGAUGUGGAAUGUAAUACUGGAAAAACAUCAAGUAGCUCUUCUGAAAGUGUUACAAGCCUUGACCAAGAGGGACAUCUGCAGGAAGACAAUGGAAACCAACCAGAGAAACUAUCUAGUUGCUCAGUUUGUAAAAAAACUUUUCAAUGCAGAAAAAAUGUUGCGAGGCACAUGAAAAUCCACACAGGGGAGAAACCUUUCAGUUGCGCUGUCUGUCAUAAAGAAUUUGGCCAAAAGGAACAUCUGAGACAACACAUGACAAUCCACACAGGAGAGAAACCCUUCAGUUGUUCUGUGUGUGGUAAACAAUUUGCGUUUAAGACACAUCUGAGACGACACUCAAUUGUCCACACGGGGGAGAAACCCUUCAGUUGUUCUGUCUGCAGUAAAGGAUUUGCACGAAGCUCAGCUUUGACCUCACACUUAAGAGUUCAUACAGGAGAAAAACCUUUCACAUGCUCAGUUUGUAAAGUAAGUUUUGGUCUCAGAAGCAAUUUGAUCACGCACAUGAGAAUGCAUACUGGGAAGAAACCUUUUAGCUGUUCAGUUUGUGGAAAAGGAUUCGCACAACAUGGAAAUUUGACACGACACUUGACUAUCCACACAGGGGAGAAGCCAUUUAGAUGUUCAGUUUGUGAUAAAGAAUUUGGAGGAAGGGAAAAUCUGAGACAGCACUUGAGUGUUCACACAGGGUCGAAACCAUUUAGUUGUUCAGUUUGCGGUAAAAGAUUUGGAGAUGGGAGAACUCUGAGGCGACACUUGACUGUCCACACAGGGUCGAAACCAUUUAGUUGUUCAGUUUGUGGUAAAAGAUUCACACAACAUGGAAAUCUGAGACGACACUUGAAUGUCCACACAGGAGAGAAAUCAUAUAUUUGCUCAGUUUGUGGUAAAGCAUUUGCACGAAAGGGACAUCUGACAGAGCACUUGACUGUCCACACAGGGGAGAAACCAUUUAGUUGUUCAGUUUGUGGUAAAGAAUUUGGAGGACGGCUAAAUCUGAGACGACACUUGACUGUCCACAUGGAUGAAAAACCGUUCAGUUGUAAAGUUUGCGGUAAAAGAUUUGGAGAGGGCAGAACUCUGAGACGACAUUUGACUGUCCACACAACGGAGAAACAAUUUAAUUGUUCAGUUUGUGGUAAAACAUUUGCACAUCAUGGAAAUCUGAGGCGACACUUGACUGUCCACACAGGGGAGAAACGAUUUAACUGCAGUGUUUGUGAUAAAAGCUUCACUCGGCUUCAUAUUUUCAAAAAUCACAAGUGUGCUGGUGACAGCAGAGGAAGUAAAUGCUCUGCCGAUUCCUUCCAGCAGAAUUGAAGUAUCGAGGGCAAGACUUGGCUCAUCUCUGAUCAGUUCCCUAUGAUACUGACUCCAAAUAAGUCACAUGCAUACCAGCAGAACAAGUCUCUGAAUAACUAAAAUGCUAACGCUAGUGAGCUAGCGCUUUAGUAUAAAGUUUCACAAAAAGCAACAGAAAAAAGUUAUCGCACCUAACCUACUUCUUUCAUUGUUUAAUUGGCUUCAAAGGGGGCUUAACGUUCACACAGUUUCACUUCACUGUCCCUCAGUACUUCAACAUUAGUCCAACAUCGCCCGGAGUACCACCCUAGCAUAUAGCGGUUAUUUUGUGGCCGAAACAUACUCACUCCUGGUUGUUUUUCUCCAUCUGUCUUUUUUAUUUUCAGGAUUGUGAAGUCCAGCAAAUCUCUGUCCAAGUGAGGAGUAAACUAUAUGUAUAACUUAGUAACGCACACACGAGCUAAUGUAGCCCCAGCUUCUCUCCGCUGCACUUUUGAAGACCGCAACAACCCGGGGAUCUCAUCUUUCUCGGUCAAAAUAGCAGAAUGAGGAAUUUAUUGCUUUAGUCAGCUGCAUCUACCUUCAACACUGACUGGACAUCCACAUUAAAGGUGCUGAAGUUUCCCUUUAAAGCAGAGGUUACGAUUUCUCCAACUUUUUUCCGUUCAGUACUCAGAUGCCAUAUGUAUUUUAUAUGUAUCUAUUUCGGCUGAAUUGAAGGUUGUGAUGACGCUUUGUUUCUUUACCACAGGACAAACGCAGCAAUGCUGAUGAUUUUGGCCCGUCACUACCGUUAACAAGCCGAAUUGUCAUGGAAACAAUUAUUGCACUUAACCCUAACCCCACAGCUCCACUCAUUGUGGUGCGUUUCAUCGACAUCCCAUAAUCCAACAGAAGCAAACACAGGUCAUUCAAAUAGCCGGCUUCUUAGGAGGAGUAUGUGCAAUUGAUGGCGCUCAUAUAAAGAUAAACUAUUUUAUCUUUCAUUUCCAAUGUGUAUAUCAUAAUGUAUUCUCUUGAAAAUUCUUUGUCAAAUGUUUGUUGAAUGUAAACUCCUCUUGAACAUUCAAUGUGAAUUUAUCUGAGAAUGAAGGAAAUCUCUUCAGUGAUUGGUCCUUGGCGACAUCGUCAUCCAAAAUCCUGUUUGUGUCACAGCAAAGUGUCGUGAAUCAGCACAAAGACUGACACUUAAGAUUUAGUCCUACACUUCACUCAGAUUAGGACUGAGAUGCUUGAUAACGUAUAAGCUCAGAUUUGAGCCAAGAUUUAUUUUUAGUCUUUAGUCAGUUCUUUGCUGAGUUCUUAUGAGUUCUUCUUUCUACUAGCUCAUUCAAGUCUGUAAAGUUUUGAUUUCAUCAAAUCUUCCAGUGAAAAAAUAAUAUUUUGACUUGUUUUAGUUUUCUUCUAAAAUCAAGUGUUUUGACUUUGAUUUUCUUUUAAUUUAUGAUGUGAAUCCAUGGUAAACUUUUGGAAAAGUUACCAUUAACAUGUGUAAUGCUUUAAUAAGUUUGUUGAUCAUUUGGAAAGCCAAAUAGUUAUGAAUAAGUAAUUUAUAGAUCAUCUGUAACAUGAAUAGUAAAUGAUCCAACUGUAAAUCAUCAUUAUGAAGAAGGUAGAGUAAAAUAUUUGUAAAUGUACUGCAACCUAAAACAAGCAGUUUCUGGCUGUUUCAUGUGUUUUUAAUGAUGAGAAAAUGUAGUGUAGUCCUCAUGUUCAUAACUUCAUCUAAUGGUGUCUCUUUGUGUUCGUCACUCAACCUCAUUUUAAGAUCAACACUGCCAUGGCCGCACAGAUGGGUGCAAGUGGGGCUGGACAAUUCUGGGGGACCUCUCAGUCUUAACAGUCAACAUGAGGGCCAAUGUUUACUUUAUCAGACCAACCCUAUUGCAGCUAAUAAAUGUACAGCUUUUGCUGGAAAAGGGAA